Messenger RNA from Symbiodinium necroappetens, 792 nucleotides. NCBI's taxonomy places the organism in Eukaryota, Dinophyceae, Suessiales, Symbiodiniaceae. The record is from the annotation of a GenBank genome assembly.
AUGAGCCCUCACAUGGAAUGGAUGGAGUUGGGGCUCUUCAGGAUUAGGUGCGCCAACAAAGGCCACUUUGGAAUCUCGCCAGGCCAUCCGAUCGAAUGGAGCUGGUCUGCCAAGAUGCCUCCAGUCAAGGACAGAGAGGCUUGGGCGCGUGGCCUCCGCCAAGAGCUGGCAGAUGCCCGUGGACUUCCUGCCAGCGGAGCAGCUUCGCGUAACAAGGUCAGAAAAGAUCCACCGCCCCAAACCGAGCAGCAGGUUAACCUUGAAGAGAAGGCGAUAAAGGAUGAGACAGACAAGCAGGCAAAGAAGGACAAAAAGGCAAAGAAGGACAAAAAAGCAAAAAAGGAGGACCAGGGGAAGAAGACCAAAAAGGACACCAAGCGCAAGAAAGACAAGAAGAGAAAGUCCAGCUCAAGUUCAAGCUCCAGCAACGAGAAGCCCACCAAGGGGAAGAAGACGAAGAAGGUCAGUUCCAGCUCAAGUGAUUCGAAGCCUGCCAAAAGGAAGAAGAAGAAGCGCAGGUCCAGUUCAAGCGAUGAGAAAUCUGCAAAAGGCAAGAAGAGAAAGGAAGCGGCGCACCAAGAGGCGCCAAGAGCAUCGGCUGAUGCGGUGCAUGCGGAGAACGGAAGCUCUGUGGCGAGCUCCAGACAAACUCAUCAAACUCCGGCGGCUUUCAGAGUGAGCGGCUUCAAGACCCCGGGCAUCAACGGCCUCUACAGGUCAUCAGGCGACGCGCUGCUUCUGAAUGGCGGGCACAUCUUCACCAUGCGUCCUAGAGUCCGAUCGCUCCCAUAG